GCCUCGCCCCGCGCCCUGGCGCGCGCGCGGCCGUUGGCUCUGAGGGCUCCGGGGGCUCUGAGGGCUCUGACCGCUUCGAGGGUUCUCGGGGCUUUGGGGACUCUGAGGGCUCCGGGGGCUCCGAGGGUUCUGAGGGCUUCGAGGGUUCUCGGGGUUCUGAGGGCUUUGGGGACUCUGAGGGCUCCGGGGUCUCCGAGAGUUCUCGGGGUUCUGAGGGCUCUUUAGGGCGCCGGGGGCGGGCGGGGCCUCGCCGGGGCCUCGCCCUCCCGCCCCUGUUCUGGCCGGCCUGUCUCUGCCCCUCCCUCUCUCUCUCUCUCGGGGUAGCUUUGCACCGUUUGUAAUGCGGUUUAUUUAAAUGCAUGGGUUUUAUAUCUGUCGUGACAAAGCACAAGCUGGUCUGGUCGCGUUGUGAAGUGGUAGAACAUUGGGGUUUCCCCCUUUUAUGUGUAAACCUGGAUAUCCAACGUGAGGGAAUAGACAAGCUAAAAAAAUCUAUGAUCUUUUCAGGUUUCAUGUUUUACUAAUUAACUGUUUUGCCUGUCUUUGUUGAUGUCUCAUUGUGUUGAUUAAUUAAUUAAUCUGUUUUAAUUAACUGAACAAAGGUAAAGGCUGAAGCAAUUCUUUCAACUUCAGACACAGAAAUCCUCGUAAGACAAUAAACUCAACUUUGAAAAGUGACAAAAAGAUCAUUUAUUUAUUUGGACAUUCCACUUGACGGUGUACAGAUUCAUUUUGAGGAUGGAUAAAGACACAACUGCUAAAUCGUCAUCUGCUGUGUUAACCCCAAAUGCUGCUAAAGGAUGGAUGAAGAAGAGGGAUGGACCCUUACAAGCUGCAAAAUGGAAUGCUUCUUUAGCUUCUAAAAUCAAAACUAAAUUAAUGAAUAACUCAUCUAUGUUUAAAGUAUCUUUGCAACAAAACAACAAAGCAUUAGCUUUGGCUUUGAGUGUUGAAAAAGAAAAUUCUCGCAAGCUAAAGAAUGAGAAGAUUUUUCUUCAGAAGGAAGUAGAAAAACUCCAGCUUCAUAAUAUCUCACUUCGUCAAAAACUAACCUGUUUGAAUAAAACUCUUAAAGGAAUAGAUGCAUUUUUGAAUGAAAACCUCUUAACUGCAAUAGAAAUAAGCAGUCUAUCUGAGGAUCUCCAGAGUUCCUUUCCCCUGUCAGCUGGCCCAAGCAGCCCUACUGGUCACAAGCUCAGGAGUGCACGUUGGUCAGCUCGAUCUGUAGAAUUGCCAGCAAAGCUUCCUUUCAUUGCAACAGCUAAUGCAGAGCAGCAAGAACAUCAACUGUGUGCAGAAUUAAGUUGCAAUAGUGUCUCUCCGACUCAUGGAAGAAAUACACAAUCCUUAGAACAGUCUGAGGAGCCUACAGAACAAUAUCAUGGUAGUUCAUUGCCAUCUUAUGAAAAUGUGACUGAAAGAAAGAAAAAUGCAGUAAUUUGCAAGUCAAAAACUCAACCUAAUAUAAAGGAUUUUGAUAAAAAAUGUAGGUCAUUGAAUCUGCCCAGUCAUGAUAUUAACAGUAGCAGCAACGCCAAUGAUAGAAAUUUGCAGGAAGGUUCAAGUGACUUGUCUCGGAUUAUUCCUUCACCUCUUAAAUUUAACAGUGAAAGUAAAACAGAUUUUAACAAGCAGCUUUCUACUGACAAGAUGAAGCCUGAAGAAACUGUUUAUGAUGCUGAUAUGGAGUUGACUGCCAGUGAUGCAAGUGAACUACUCACAGUUACAGCAAAAGGCAAUUAUAAAUUGCAUCGAAAUAAAAUUAAUAAUGCCAAUUCUGACAAAAUAUUACCAAAUUUCAGAAAAGUAAAAUAUUCUAAGAAGGAUAAAGAAAAAACUAAAAGCAAGUCUGAAGUCCAUUCAAGUCUGCAUGCAGAAGAAAGGCACUCUAGGGCUGACAGUAGUGAAAUUUCAGAAACUACUGAUUCACAAACUCAGCUAUUCCAAAGUCAGACAGAGCAGCUACCUACAGGAAAUUCUGUAGAGCAACAGAGUAGAACAAGUAAAGCUAAGGAUGCCAGGAGGACAUACCAGGUUAAUGUAAUGAGUCCAAGAAAACAAGAGACAAAUAAAGGAACUUCCUCAGAAGUAUUUGAAGAAGUGGACAGCAGAGUACAAAAAACAGCAGACGCGAGCUCAUCUGUUAACAAGAUCCCACCAGAAGUUUAUUGUGCUGAAAAUUUACCAUUCCAAGAUAACAUUUCUGAUGUAUUGCCUUCUUUACAGGAAGGCUUUGUGAGUACAAAUGAGAAAGAUAACAAACCAACAGUAAAGAGGAAAACUUCUCAAAAUCUUUCCAAAGCAAACACAGCAAAAUCUUGUAGAGAGGAAAAUGGCCAGUUUGGAGAAUAUAUUUCAAAAAAAUCCCAAACAGAGAUAAACCAGUGUGACAGCAGCAAGAGAAAACAAGACCAGAAGAAUAUUACACAGAGAAAAUACAACAAAAAAAGUAGUUACACACAAGGUGGAGAAACUGAAAAGGACAGCCCUCAUAAAGUUAGUCAGAAGGCAGACCAAAAGAGCAGCCAUUUUUCACCAGGCAGAUUGAAGCGUACAUUGGCAAAGGCCGGCAGGAAAGCGUGUGUAAUAUCAAAGGACAAUCUUACACGGUUCUCAGUUUGUAAAAAUGAAGAACAAAAAAGUAAGGAUUCUUUGCUUGCAGAGGCUGGAAAGAAAGUAACUAUAACUCAGCAAAUGCAAGUAGCUUUAGUUACUCAGAAUGGUGCAGCUCUGAAUACACCAGAAGCUAAAGAACAGGUUGAUGAUGAUGGUAACAGGUUAAAGAAAGUAGGUUCCUCAGCUGUGGCCAAAAAAACCACCUCCCACAUAAGUAAUUUUCCUGAUAAGCAUGUAAGGCAGAAACAGAGAUUUAGUUCUGAUAUUACUGAGAUCAGACAAGAGAAAAGCUAUUUCAGGCAUGUUGAUCAGGGGGAUCAGAAUAUUUUGGAUGACCAGGAAGUCCCUCAUGAAAUGAAUUCUUUUGGGAGUAAGUUGAGGCCUGUGAUUGAAUCUGAAUGCUGUAAGAAUAUGCUACAUAAGGCAGAAAGCUUUUCCCAGGAAGGCCUUUUCAAUGUGGAGCUCCUAGUUCUUGAUGAUCACAAUGCUUCCAUCAACUUCUCUAUACUGAAAAGCUCUGAAAUCCAUGGACAAGAUGAUCAUAAUGAAGCACUGGAUGCUGAAAAAGAACAAAAUAUGGAACAUAUUUCUAAACAGAGUAACAAAAAUACUCUAACACCUUGUCAUGGGAGGAAAGCUUUCCAAGAUCUGACAAAUACUAGUAUACAGUUUCACACUUCUGUACCUAAAUCCCCCCAAACUUCAGAAGACUCAGCAGCACCACUGAGACGAAGCAGAUCCACUAUUUCCUACAAGGAGCCCAAACUAAACAGCAAAUUAAGGCGAGGAGAUCGAUUUACAGAUACACAAUUCCUGAGUUCCCCAAUCUACAAAGUAAAAAAUAAAGGAAAUUUUAAAAGCAAAUCAAAAUUUUAUUGAAGAAUAGAGAAUUGCCAUUAUGGACAGUACUUCUAAAAUGGGUACAAUUGUUUAUGUAUAUAUGUAAAUGUUUAGCAAUAUAGGCUGUUUGUUGUUCUUUGAUUAGAAAUUUUCUGAAGAAGAACCUCUAUAAAAGGGGCACAGAAUACUUUACUGAGGAAGGCAUAUACAGGUCAGACUCGCUCAUGUUUUGGAUUUCUAGUCAAUAAUUUAUAAUCUGUUCAAAUGGUUUGUUUAAAUUGUUAGAAAAAAAUACGUUUUAAUGAGAAAUAAAAAUAAACCAGCUUUGGG
Oenanthe melanoleuca is the source of this 3786-nucleotide messenger RNA. It is a transcript of the gene SGO2, whose product is annotated as shugoshin 2. Gene Ontology annotation, cellular component: chromosome, centromeric region; nucleus. Gene Ontology annotation, biological process: meiotic chromosome segregation. Bases 739 to 3495 code for a protein of 918 amino acids. Lineage: Eukaryota; Metazoa; Chordata; Aves; Passeriformes; Muscicapidae. The record is from RefSeq and is a predicted model, not a curated record. The transcript has 8 exons.